This is a messenger RNA of Molossus molossus (Pallas's mastiff bat), 2016 nucleotides long. Its product is annotated as calcium-binding mitochondrial carrier protein Aralar2-like. The record is from RefSeq and is a predicted model, not a curated record. Gene Ontology annotation, molecular function: calcium ion binding; L-aspartate transmembrane transporter activity; L-glutamate transmembrane transporter activity. Lineage: Eukaryota; Metazoa; Chordata; Mammalia; Chiroptera; Molossidae. Gene Ontology annotation, biological process: malate-aspartate shuttle; aspartate transmembrane transport; L-glutamate transmembrane transport.
AUGGCGGCCACCAAGGUGGCUUUAACCAAGAGAGCAGAUCCAGCUGAGCUUAGAACAGUAUUUUUGAAGUAUGCAAGAAUAAAAAAAAAUGGUGAAUUUUUCAUGUAUCCCAGUGACUUUGUCACUCGAUACUUGAACAUUUUUGGAGAAAGCCAGCCUAAUCCAAAGACUGUGGAACUUGUAAGUGGUGUGGUGGAUCAAACCAAAGAUGGAUUAAUAUCCUUUCAAGAAUUUGCAGUGUUUGAGUCUGUCCUGUGUGCCCCGGAUGCUUUGUUCAUGGUGGCCUUCCAGCUGUUUGACAAGGCUGGCAAAGGAGAAGUCACGUUUGAGGACGUUAAGCAAGUCUUUGGACAGACUACAAUUCAUCGAUGUAUUCCAUUUAACUGGGAUUCAGAAUUCGUGCAACUACAUUUUGGCAAAGAAAGAAAGAGGCACCUGACAUACGCGGAGUUCACUCAGUUUUUGCUGGAAAUACAGCUGGAGCAUGCAAAGCAAGCCUUUGUGCAAAGAGACAAUGCCAGGACCGGAAAAGUGACAGCCAUUGACUUCCAAGACAUCAUGGUCACCACCGCCUCCCAUGUCCUGACACCUUUUGUAGAAGAAUGUCUAGUAGCUACUGCUGGAGGUACCACAUCCCAUCAAGUCAGUUUCUCCUAUUUUAAUGGGUUUAAUUCGCUCCUUAACAACAUGGAACUCAUUAGAAAGAUCUACAGCACUUUGGCCGGCAACAGGAAAGAUGUAGAGGUGACUAAGGAGUUGUUUGUUCUGGCAGCUCAGAAAUUUGGUCAGGUUACACCAAUGGAAGUUGACAUCUUGUUUCCAGAUUUAUACAAGCCAUGGGGACGUAUGACCUUAGCAGACAUUGAACGAAUUGUCCCUCUGGAAGAGGGGACUCUGCCCUUCAAGUUGGCUGAGGCCCAGAGGCAGAAGAAGGCCUCCAUCGAUUCGUCUCGUCCAGUUCUACAGGUUGUAGAGUCGGCCUACAGAUUUGGUCUGGGUUCAGUUGUUGGAGCUGUGGGAGCCACUGCCGUGUAUCCUAUUGAUCUUGUCAAAACUCGAAUGCAGAACCAGCGAUCAACUGGCUCUUUCAUGGGAGAACUUAUGUAUAAAAACAGCUUUGACUGUUUUAAGAAAGUGCUACGCUAUGAAGGCUUCUUUGGACUAUAUAGAGGUCUGUUGCCACAGUUAUUGGGAGUUGCCCCAGAAAAGGCCAUAAAACUUAUAGUGAAUGACUUUGUGAGGGAUAAAUUCAUGCACAGAGAUGGUUCGGUCCCACUUGCCGCAGAGAUUCUUGCUGGAGGCUGUGCAGGAGUUUCCCAGGUGAUUUUCACAAAUCCUUUGGAAAUCGUUAAGCUCCGUUUGCAAGUGGCUGGGGAAAUCACCACGGGUCCUCGAGUCAGUGCUCUGUCUGUCGUAAGGGACCUGGGGUUCUUUGGGAUCUACAAGGGUGCCAAAGCGUGCUUUCUGUGGGACAUUCUUUUCUCGGCCAUCUACUUCCCGUGCUAUGCCCACGUGAAGGCUUCCUUUGCAAGCCAAGAUAGGCAGGUGAGCCCUGUGAGCCUGCUCUUAGCUGGCGCCAUAGCUGGUAUGCCGGCAGCAUCUUUGGUGACCCCUGCUGAUGUUAUCAAGACUCGAUUGCAGGUGGCCGCCAGGGCCGGCCAAACCACUUACAGCGGAGUGAUGGACUGCUGGAAGAUACUGCAGGAAGAAGGCCCAAAAGCUUUGUGGAAAGGAGCUGGCGCCCAUGUGCUUCGCUCUUCGCUGCAGUUUGGUGUAACUUUGCUGACGUAUGAAUUGCUGCAGCGCUGGUUCUGCAUUGCUUCUGGAGGAGUGAAACCUGCUGGAUCAGAGCCUGUUCCUAAGUCUCGGAUCACACUGCCUGCCCCAAUCUUGACCACUGGGGGCUACAGACUGGCUGUUGCAACCGUUGCAGGGAUUGAAAACAAAUUUGGACUCUAUCUACCUCUCUUGAAGCCAUCAGCAUCUACCUGGAAGGUUACCAGUGGCGGCCCCUAG